Messenger RNA from Diversispora eburnea, 303 nucleotides. NCBI's taxonomy places the organism in Eukaryota, Fungi, Glomeromycota, Glomeromycetes, Diversisporales, Diversisporaceae. The record is from the annotation of a GenBank genome assembly.
AUGUCAAGAAAUAUUCAAUGUCCUAUAAUUAAAGUUAUUCGUCAAAAGGAAUUUAUUUAUCCAGCAUGUAAAGAAUGUAGUAAGAAACCAGAAUUAUUACCCGUUAAAGAUAAACUUUCUUUAAACAGCAUAACAUGUGAUCGUUGUAAAGUUACAUGUAAUACUUUAGAUUUAACAUAUCGUUAUCGACUCUGUUUAUUAAUAUCAAUUGAUGAUGAUUAUUUACAAAGAGUUUUGAUGAAAUUUUUGGAUGUUCGGCAACCAAAUUUAAUAAUUUCAAAGAUCAAUCAUUAUUGGAUAUAA